UGACGGAGGCCGACAUGCGGCGCCAAGGCCUCGACCCGCACGAGCUGGACCGGAGCACGGAGCAGCUCAUGUCGCUCAUCCACGGCAACCUCCCGGACCCGCCCGUCUCCACCACCGCCCGCCUCACCGCCUUCCGCGCGCGCCCCUCCGAUGGCGUGGACCGCAUCAGCCGCCUCUCCGACGCGCUCCUCCGCGACAUCGUCUCCCGCCUCCCCGUCAAGGACGCCGCCCGCACCGCCGCGCUCGCCGCGCGCUGGCGCGGGGUCUGGAGCUCGACGCCGCUCGUCCUCAUCGACACUCACCUGAUCUCCGGUGGCCGCACCCCUGGGCGCGCCAGCACGCCGGACGUCACCGCGGCCGUCUCCCGCAUACUCGCCGCGCACCAGGGGCCCUUCCGCUGCGUCCACCUCACCUGCAGCCGCAUGGGCGCAUACCAGGCCCAGCUCAAGCGCUGGCUCCGUCUCCUCGCCGCCAGGGGCGUCCAGGAGCUCGUCCUCGUCAACCGCCCGUGGCCACGCGAGGUGCGCCUGCCCAAGACGCUCUUCACCAUCUCCACCCUCACCCGCCUCUACAUCGGCGUCUGGAAGUUCCCGGACGCGGCCGGCCUCCAAGACGCCUCCUUCCCUCACCUCCGGGAGCUCGGCAUCUUCAGCGUCUCCGUGGAGGACGGGGACAUUGACGCCGUCGUCGCGAGGAGCCCCGCCCUCGAGAUCCUCAACAUCCAAGGGAGCAUGAAGGGGGUGCGUCUCCGCCUCGUCAGCAACAGCCUCCGGUGCGUGCAGAUACGUUCUUUCGCCAUGGAGAGCAUCGACGUGGUGAACGCCCCGCGUCUCGAGCGCCUCCUCGUGUCGGAGUGUCUCGACCCUGCCGGCGGAUCGUGCACCAGAAUCAAAAUUGGCCAUGUCCCCAAGCUGAAGUUACUGGGAUACCUGGAGCCAGGAAAAUUCGUGCUAGAGAUCCAAGACACCGUCAUCAUGGCUGGGAUUAAGACAAAUGCAAGCAUGAUGGUCACAAGCGUGAAGACCCUUAGUUUGAGGUUGCGCUUCGGAGUCUAUGAUGAUGUCAAGAUGGUGCCCGCCUUCCUCAAAUGCUUCCCCAAUGUUGAGGCGCUGCAUAUUACGUCUGAAAAAUGUGAUCAACUCACUGGCAAGUUCGACCUCGAGUUCUGGGAAGAGGUUGGUCCCAUCGUAAGUGUGCUCUUGCGCCUCAAAGUGAUCACGUUUCGGGAGUACGGCGCGAAGCAAGAUGAGCUUGCCUUCCUCCAGUACAUCUUCCAGAAUGCAAUGGUGCUCAAGUAUGCACAUGUUCAGAUGGUCAAUCAUAGAUUCACUUCACUGUCCAUUGAUGAGAUGACCUACACCAUAAACCAUAUGCCUGAUAAUAAAUGGGCCAGUAAAUUCAUCUUUGCUAUCGGUGGGUCUCAUGGUCCUGAAGGAGGUGAACCUUUGGCUUUUCAGUGAGGAGCAGACCUUUCUAAUGACGAUCCAGUUGCACCGGUUAAAUUCAUCACAAGGGAUGCAGGCGCAGCGACACACACACACCAGAAGAAGUCGCAAGCUGGAAAGCGUCGCAACUGAGAUCUUCGACAAGUGGAGUCAUGGAGUAUGAACUGCUGGCCAUAAGCGUGCUUAAUCUGGAGAGCUAGCCUGACCUGGUUGCUUUGCAUGGUUCUUGUAGUGAUCGAGUUCUGAAAAUGGUGUCAAGUUCCUACUCUUUUUUGCAUGAGAGCAGUGUGCGCGUUGUGGUAUGUCGUCUGUGUGUGUAUGGAGCUGCGUAGUCUAUGGCCAGAGAUCAUUUCCAGUAACUGAAUGUAGUUGGCAAUUUUAGGCACUGCAGUGAUCGAGUCAACUGUAGAAGCAAGUUUCGUUUGAUCAUGAUGAACUACC
Triticum dicoccoides is the source of this 1886-nucleotide messenger RNA. RefSeq names its product F-box/LRR-repeat protein At3g26922-like. The coding region runs from base 15 to 1460 and encodes 481 amino acids. The transcript is spliced from 4 exons. The record is from RefSeq and is a predicted model, not a curated record. NCBI's taxonomy places the organism in Eukaryota, Viridiplantae, Streptophyta, Magnoliopsida, Poales, Poaceae. Gene Ontology annotation, molecular function: protein binding.